AUGAACAAGACACGGAUCCCCUCUAUAAGCCUCAAAAGGGCACGGGAGUGCGGCGAGGUGGACUCGCAGCCGCCUCGGUAUAAAAGGGCGUCCGGGAAAAGCCCAUUGGCGGAAAUCACGAACACGGCGUCGUCGUCGCCGCACAUAUCCGAGGACAAGAUGUUGUCGACGAAGUCGAUGUUCGGGUCGAGCGGGCAGAGCUCGCGCUUGAUGAACAAGUACUACUACGGGGAUCCGCGGGUGAUCGAGGAGGUGAAGCGGCGAGAGCGCAAGGUAAUGAAGGAUAUCCAGCAUUUCAAGAAGAGCAUCGAGGAGGUGGAGCGGGACAUGAAGACGAUGGUGGAGGAGUCGAUCCCGGGGUUGCGGUAUACGCUGAGCAAGAAGGCGGCCGUGUACAAGGAUCUCCGGGUGGAGACAGCGCAGGUGACGGCUCGUUUAGACCUGCUCGCGAACAAGUGUGGCGUGAUGCGCGCGAACACCGAGCUUGCACUCAACAACAUCACGCUGGAACAGCAGGUAGAGGUGCAGAACCUGGAAAACGAGCUCGACAGGCGUAUCAACGCGCUACGCGAGGAGUGGGAGCUGAAACUCCUUUCUCUGGAGAAGUUCAAGCCGAACGACGAUCUUGUCAAGGAAAUCGAAGGGUUGAAGCAGGAGCUGAACAAGGAACAGAAGACGUGGGACAGGUUACAACGCGAAAACGAGGAAAAACGCAAGGAGUUCGAGCUGAUCUUGGAACAGGACUUUUUGCGGUUUAAAGAGGAGAAGUUAUCCUUGUACGAGGAUCUAACUGAGAAACGGGAGCAUUUAUUCCAGGAGAAAAACAAGAAGCAGCUAGAGCUGAAACAAUUGCACAGCAUUGUUGAGCAGCACCGCAGGGAAAAAGCGGAACUAGCUAUCGAUAUACAGGCUAUCACGGAAGAGAUAGUGCAUUAUGAGCAGCAGCUCAAGCCGUCGCAGGCUAGGUUACAGCAAUUAAAGGAACAACUAAAUACAGAGGUGCAUGAAACAGAAGAGAUUAGAAAAAAAGCCAGCGCUGCAGAACAGGAGUACAAUACUUUGUAUGAUAAAAUGGAGGAUGAGCAGCUUAGCCGAAGAAGGAUUGAAAACACCAUCGAAGAACUCAGAGGAAACAUACGUGUAUUUGCAUACGUCAGUGAUGCUUCGGUGCCAUACACCAUCGAUUACGCAUCGAAGACCAUUACUGUCGGCUCAGCCAAGCAGUACUGUUUUGAUCGGUUGAUCCCAAAGGAGCUGGUACCUUUACAAGAGCUUUUGGAACAGGAAUGUCAGGCGUACAUGGACAUGUGCCUUCAGAAUCAGUAUGAUAGCAGUGUGAUUUCAUUGCAGCAGGAAAACGACCACUCCAUCAGGAACACUUUUAUCGGCUGGAUGUUGUCUCAAAAGCACAAGCGCAUCAACUUCCAGUGCGUCGUUUUGUCUGAGAACUCGCCUUCCGUCGAUUUGCUUCUCCGGAAACGCUUGAGCGGUGAGACCAAUCGGGAAAUCAAAGUGACUCUUGAUAAUAAAUCUGUGUUAUUCGAAUCUACGUCAAUCUUAGUUGAAUCAGGGGGCAGUGCCGAAGACAUAAUCAAGCAGCUAGGAACUGACUAUAAUAAAGAGGGUAUACUGAUACUCAAGUUCCAGAUAUGGGGGGAAAAUGAAACCUCGACGGACGUGUAUUUCAUCGAGGUCACGCCUCCCGCAUACAACUGCUUACAUAGCACCGGCUCCGCUGGCUCCACCGGCUCUUCCUUCGGAUCAUCCCGUAUUGGUGCGAUACUACGAAGCCUAUUAAUGCACACCAAGCCGCUAUUAUUGCUAACUCUUACACAAGAGAACUCUCUAUUGUUGGAUAUCUCGCAACAGAUCGGUCAACGGGAAAAACAACAGCCUGCAUGA
Eremothecium gossypii ATCC 10895 is the source of this 1902-nucleotide messenger RNA. RefSeq names its product AFL170Cp. The transcript has a single exon. The record is from RefSeq and is marked provisional. Lineage: Eukaryota; Fungi; Ascomycota; Saccharomycetes; Saccharomycetales; Saccharomycetaceae. Bases 1 to 1902 code for a protein of 633 amino acids. Gene Ontology annotation, molecular function: microtubule binding.